CCAGCACCUGGGGGGCUGCACAAUACAGCUGCCCCAGCUGCCCGCUACCCUCCUGGAUCCUGAGCCCAGGAUGCAAGGAUGGCCCGCCCAUCUCUGUCCACCAUGGUGCCUCUGGGCCCCCAUAGCCUGCGCCCCUUCACCCGGGAGUCCCUGGCAGCCAUAGAACAGCGGGCUGUGGAGGAGGAGGCCCGGCAGCUGCGGAACAAGCAGAUGGAGAUUGAGGAGCCUGAAAGGAAGCCACGAAGUGACUUGGAGGCUGGCAAGAACCUGCCCCUUAUCUAUGGGGACCCCCCACCUGAGGUCAUCGGCAUUCCCCUGGAGGACCUGGAUCCCUACUACAGUGACAAGAAGACCUUCAUCGUGCUCAACAAGGGCAAGGCCAUCUUCCGCUUCUCUGCCACACCCGCUCUUUACAUAUUGAGCCCCUUCAGCAUCAUCAGACGAGGCGCCAUCAAGGUGCUCAUCCACUCGCUGUUCAGCUUGUUCAUCAUGAUCACCAUCUUGACCAACUGCGUGUUCAUGACCAUGAGCGAACCGCCCCCCUGGUCCAAGAACGUGGAGUACACCUUCACAGGGAUCUACAGCUUUGAGUCCCUCAUCAAGGUGUUGGCCCGAGGUUUCUGCAUCGACAGCUUCACAUUCCUCCGCGACCCCUGGAACUGGCUGGACUUCAGCGUCAUCAUGAUGGCGUACCUGACGGAGUUUGUGGACUUGGGCAACAUCUCAGCCCUGAGAACCUUCCGGGUUCUGCGGGCCCUGAAAACCAUCACAGUCAUCCCAGGGCUGAAGACGAUUGUGGGGGCCCUGAUCCAGUCGGUGAAAAAGCUGUCGGAUGUGAUGAUCCUCACUGUCUUCUGCCUGAGUGUCUUUGCCCUGGUGGGGCUACAGCUCUUCAUGGGAAACCUGCGGCAAAAGUGUGUGCGCUGGCCCCCGCCCUUCAAUGACACCAACACCACGUGGUAUAGCAAUGAUACUUGGUAUGGCAAUGAUACAUGGUACGGCAACGAUACGUGGUACGGCAAUGAUAUGUGGGGCAGCCAGGAGACUGAGGCCAGCAACUAUACCUUUGACUGGGAUGCCUACAUCAAUGAUGAAGGGAACUUCUAUUUCCUGGAGGGCGCGUUGGACGCCCUGCUCUGUGGGAACAGCAGUGAUGCUGGGCAGUGCCCCGAGGGUUACGAGUGCAUUAAAGCUGGGAGGAACCCCAACUAUGGCUACACCAGCUAUGACACCUUCAGCUGGGCCUUCCUGUCUCUCUUCCGCCUCAUGACACAAGACUACUGGGAGAAUCUCUUUCAGCUGACCCUCCGAGCGGCCGGCAAGACCUACAUGCUCUUCUUUGUGGUCAUCAUCUUCCUGGGCUCCUUUUACCUCAUCAAUCUGAUACUGGCGGUGGUGGCCAUGGCGUAUGCUGAGCAGAACGAGGCCACCCUGGCUGAGGAUCAAGAGAAAGAAGAGGAGUUUCAGCAGAUGCUGGAGAAAUUCAAAAAACACCAGGAGGAGCUGGAAAAGGCCAAGGCUGCCCAGGCUCUGGAAGGCGGGGAGGCAGACGGUGACCCAGCCAGUGGCAAAGACUGCAAUGGCAGCCUGGACACAUCGACAGGGGAGAAGGGGCCCCCAAGGCCGAGCUGCAGUGCAGACAGUGGUAUCUCGGACGCAAUGGAGGAACUGGAAGAGGCCCACCAGAAGUGCCCGCCGUGGUGGUACAAGUGUGCCCACAAAGUGCUCAUAUGGAACUGCUGCACCCCAUGGGUGAAGUUCAAGAAGAUCAUCCAUCUGAUAGUCAUGGACCCCUUCGUGGACUUGGGCAUCACCAUCUGCAUUGUGCUCAACACCCUCUUCAUGGCCAUGGAACAUUACCCCAUGACGGAGCACUUUGACCACGUGCUCAACGUGGGCAACCUGGUCUUCACAGGCAUCUUCACAGCAGAGAUGGCACUGAAGCUCAUCGCCAUGGACCCCUACGAGUACUUCCAGCAGGGUUGGAACGUCUUUGACAGUAUCAUCGUCACCCUCAGCCUGGUGGAACUGGGCCUGGCCAACGUGCAGGGGCUGUCGGUGCUCCGCUCCUUCCGUCUGCUGCGGGUCUUCAAGCUGGCCAAGUCGUGGCCCACCCUGAACAUGCUCAUUAAGAUCAUCGGCAACUCCGUGGGGGCACUGGGCAACCUGACGCUGGUACUGGCCAUCAUCGUGUUCAUCUUCGCUGUGGUGGGCAUGCAGCUGUUCGGCAAGAGCUACAAGGAGUGUGUGUGCAAGAUCUCCGAGGACUGCAGCCUGCCCCGCUGGCACAUGCACGACUUCUUUCACUCCUUCCUCAUCGUCUUCCGCAUCCUGUGUGGGGAGUGGAUCGAAACCAUGUGGGACUGCAUGGAGGUGGCUGGACAGGCCAUGUGCCUCACCGUCUUCCUCAUGGUCAUGGUCAUCGGCAACCUAGUGGUCCUGAACCUCUUCUUGGCCCUGCUGCUGAGCUCCUUCAGCGCUGACAGCCUGGCGGCCUCAGACGAGGACGGGGAGAUGAAUAACCUGCAGAUCGCCAUCGGGCGCAUCAAGUGGGGUAUCGCCUUUGCCAAGGCCUUCCUGCUGGGCCUGCUGCAUGGCAAGAUUCUGAGCCCCAAGGAGAUCGUGCUCAAGCUCGGGUGGCCGGGAGAGGCCGGGGAGACCGGGGAGGCUGGGGAGAGUGCCCCCGAAGAUGAGAAGGAGCCGCCGCCUGAGGAGGGGGACAAAGACCUAAAGAAAGACAAUCACAUCCUGAACCACGUGGGCCUGGCUGAUGGGACUCCUACCAGCAUCGAGCUGGACCACCUCAACUUCAUCAACAACCCCUACCUGACCAUCCACGUGCCCAUCGCCUCUGAGGAGUCCGAUCUGGAGAUGCCAACAGAGGAGGAGACUGACACCGUCUCAGAGCCUGAGGAUAGCAAGAAGCCACCACAGCCCCACGAUGGGAACUCCUCCGUCUGCAGCACGGUUGACUACAAGCCCCCCGAGGAGGACCAAGAGGAACAGGUCCAGGAGGACCCCGAGGGGGAGCAGCCUGAGGAGUGCUUCACUGAGGCCUGUGUGCAACGCUGCCCCUGGCUCUAUGUGGACGUCUCCCAGGGUCGUGGGAAGAAGUGGUGGACCCUCCGCAGGGCUUGCUUCAGGAUCGUCGAGCACAACUGGUUUGAGACCUUCAUUGUCUUCAUGAUCCUGCUCAGCAGUGGAGCCCUGGCCUUCGAGGACAUCUAUAUAGAGCAGCGGCGCGUCAUCCGCGCCAUCCUGGAGUACGCUGACAAGGUCUUUACCUACAUCUUCAUCCUGGAGAUGCUGCUCAAGUGGGUGGCCUAUGGCUACAAGGUGUACUUCACCAAUGCCUGGUGCUGGCUGGACUUCCUCAUCGUGGAUGUCUCCAUCAUCAGCCUGGUGGCCAACUGGCUGGGCUACUCAGAGCUGGGACCCAUCAAAUCCCUGCGGACGCUCCGGGCCCUUCGUCCCCUGAGGGCACUGUCCCGAUUUGAGGGCAUGAGGGUGGUGGUGAACGCCCUCCUGGGAGCCAUCCCCUCCAUCAUGAAUGUGCUGCUUGUCUGCCUCAUCUUCUGGCUCAUCUUCAGCAUCAUGGGUGUCAACCUGUUUGCUGGCAAGUUCUACCACUGCAUCAACACCACCACCUCUGAGAAUUUCGACAUCUCUGAGGUCAACAACAAGUCAGAGUGUGAGAGCCUGAUGUACACUGGCCAGGUCCGCUGGGUCAAUGUCAAGGUCAACUAUGACAACGUGGGUCUAGGCUACCUCUCCCUCCUGCAGGUGGCCACUUUCAAGGGCUGGAUGGACAUCAUGUAUGCAGCCGUGGACUCCCGGGAGCAAGAGGAGCAGCCGCAAUAUGAGGUGAACAUCUACAUGUACCUCUAUUUCGUCAUUUUCAUCAUCUUUGGAUCCUUCUUCACCCUCAACCUCUUCAUCGGCGUCAUCAUCGACAACUUCAACCAGCAGAAGAAGAAGUUUGGAGGGAAAGACAUCUUCAUGACAGAGGAACAGAAGAAAUACUAUAAUGCCAUGAAGAAGCUUGGCUCCAAGAAGCCUCAGAAGCCAAUUCCUCGGCCCCAGAACAAGAUUCUGGGCAUGGUGUACGACUUCGUUACGAAGCAGGUGUUCGACAUCACCAUCAUGAUCCUCAUCUGCCUCAACAUGGUCACCAUGAUGGUGGAGACGGACGACCAGAGCCAGCUCAAGGUGGACAUUCUGUACAACAUCAACAUGGUCUUCAUCAUCAUCUUCACGGGCGAGUGUGUGCUCAAGAUGCUCGCCCUGCGCCAUUACUACUUCACUGUCGGCUGGAACAUCUUUGAUUUUGUGGUUGUCAUCCUGUCCAUUGUAGGCCUUGCACUCUCCGACCUGAUCCAGAAAUACUUCGUGUCACCCACACUGUUCCGAGUUAUCCGCCUGGCGCGGAUCGGGCGUGUCCUGCGGCUUAUCCGUGGAGCCAAAGGCAUCCGGACGCUGCUCUUUGCCCUCAUGAUGUCCCUGCCUGCCCUCUUCAACAUUGGCCUCCUCCUCUUCCUGGUUAUGUUUAUCUACUCCAUCUUCGGCAUGUCCAACUUUGCCUACGUCAAGAAGGAGUCGGGCAUCGAUGACAUGUUCAACUUUGAGACCUUCGGCAACAGCAUGAUCUGCCUCUUUGAGAUCACCACAUCAGCGGGCUGGGAUGGGCUCCUCAACCCCAUCCUCAACAGUGGGCCCCCCGACUGUGACCCCACCCUGGAGAACCCAGGCAGCAGCGUCAGGGGCGACUGUGGCAACCCCUCCAUCGGCAUCUGCUUCUUCUGCAGCUACAUCAUCGUCUCCUUCCUCAUCGUGGUCAACAUGUACAUCGCCAUCAUCCUGGAGAACUUCAAUGUGGCCACCGAGGAGAGCAGCGAGCCCCUGGGCGAGGAUGACUUUGAGAUGUUCUACGAGACGUGGGAGAAGUUCGACCCCGACGCCACGCAAUUCAUCGCCUACGAACGCCUCUCUGACUUCGUGGACACCCUGCAGGUGCCGCUGAGGAUCCCCAAGCCCAACAAGAUCAAGCUCAUCACGCUGGACUUGCCCAUGGUGCCUGGCGACAAGAUCCACUGCCUGGACAUCCUCUUCGCCCUGACCAAGGAGGUCCUGGGCGACUCGGGGGAGAUGGAUGCCCUCAAGGAGACCAUGGAGGAGAAGUUCAUGGCCGCCAACCCUUCCAAGGUCUCCUACGAGCCCAUCACUACCACGCUCAAGAGGAAACACGAGGAGGUGUGCGCCAUCAAGAUCCAGAGGGCCUACCGCCGGCACCUGCUCCAGCGUUCGGUGAAGCAGGCAUCCUAUAUGUACCGCCACAGCCAGGACGACAGUGGGGACAGGGCCCCCGAGAAGGAGGGGCUGAUCGCCAGCACCAUGAGCAAGAUGUACGGCCCUGAGAACGGGGACAGUGGUAUGCAGGACAAGGGUGAGGAGAGGGGCUCGACAGGGGAUGCUGGACCUGCUAUGGGGCUCACACCCAUCAGCCCCUCAGAUGCUGCCCCCGCUCCCUCCUCACCCCCGGCGCAGACAGUACGCCCAGGGGUCAAAGAGUCUCUGGUCUAGCAGGCAGCAGCAAGGUGGCCAGCUGAGCCUGGCUGAACCCCAAAGUUCCCCCCCAAACUGCUCUUUCACUGAGGAAGCAGGGCUUUGAGUGUGGAACUGAUCCAGCUCCCCGCUGGGGACAGGAUGUCGCCAUACUGGGGCUGACACCCAAGCUGGAGCACCUGCCUCUCUAGGCCCUGAAAAAGGGAAAUGGCCAUCUGAGGCCCCACGCUGGGCCUGAGGCCCCUGCCUCCCUGAUUUCACCUUCAAGUUGCUCUCACCCCGUCAUGGGCCCUGCUGCCCCUCCUCUAGGCCUGGGGGGAGGUCACAAAAUCAGAAUCUCUGACUCCUACUUGGGGAGGAGCCAGCCCACAAUGGAGGGGUUGUCUGCCCUCCUACCCCCAGUCUUAAGGGCUGCUGGCCUCUCCCCAGGAAGUGGCUCAGGCCCCCCAGGCCCUCCUGGACAAAGAUGUCUUAACCUCAGUGAAGCAGACACCUGACGCCAGGGCCUGCCAGCCCUCCCCAACUCUGGGAUGCAGCUUCACCUGCCAGCUAGAGAAUUCCCUAGAAAAGGGAAGUGUCACUGGCCCGAAAUGGCUCCACAAGCCUGACUGGCCACUGGAUCCUAAUGCAUUGGGCUGGGGUUGUGGCCCCUUUCACCAUUUCCUGGUGUGUCCGCUGUCCAGGCUUCUGCGCCCCUGGCUGGCCCCUGGGGGAAGAGCGCAGGGGAUGAUUGCCUUUUUUCUAAGAAGCACAGAUGGGCGGUACAGGUUGGGUCCACCAUAUCGCUGCACUGGAGGCUCUUCUCGGCCUGAGCACCCAAACCUGGGGAGGGGUUGGGGUCCCCAGCCCUCAGGAGGAAAAGUCUUGUUCCCUCCCUCCCUUCCUCACCCCUCAUCCUUUUGUCCCCCACUUCAAAGUGAUCAUAAGAAUGUUAUGUUGAGCCCGUGUUAGAGAUUCCCCACUGAGCUAUAUACAUGGCCCACCUGGUUCAGGCCCAACCUUCCAACUUCCUGCUGCCUGGAUAGCUGGGCGACACUCCUGCUGGCACAGCUGAUCUGGGCAUAGCAGUGCCAGGCCUCCUCUGGCUCCCGGAAAACAGACAGAGGUUGAACUUGGAGGCAGGGGUGAAAGACCUGCUCAGGGGUCACUGAAUUUAUUCACCUGUGUGUGUGUGCUUGUGUGUAUAGCUGUGCAUGUGUUCAAGUGUGUGAGCCACUGUAUCCCAUGAUGCCUGCAUGUCAUGUGUGUAUGGGUAUAUCUGUGUAAAUGUGUGUCAGUGUGCCCCUGCAGUGUCUGGCUGGUGUGUGUGUGUGUGUCUUCUGUGUAGGCUUGUCCACGCGAGUGUACCUGUGCUAUGAGUGUGUGGACGAAUGUGAACAUGUGUGGUACGGUUGAGUCCCUGUUGGCCUUAGUUCCUCUUCUUUUCUUCUUGUUUCUUGUGAACAGUUUGAUUAAAACUCAGGAAGCAGCAAAACCUCCAAAACAACAUAUGUGUGUGUGUUUGUGUGUGCACACACCCAUAGGCCAGAGCCUUCCUUUCUGUCUGCCCUGCUGUCUGGCCGCCUCACUGCCCUGCCCGGGGGGUGUCACUCUCUCUCACUCCCCAUGACUCCACUGUCCUCCCUCCCGCUGGUUCUCCGCAUCACACCAUUGCCCCAGCCCUGCUCCCCAUCUCCUGCCUGUGUCCUCUGUGGAAGGAGGCCCCACUCCUUCCGUCUCUUCCUGUAGCAGUUGUGAAUGUUCCUUCAGACGGUUCAUCCUACAGGGGGGCAGCCUCCUCCUUGACCAGCACCCUGCCCACCACCUUGCCCUCCUCAGACCCUGGACUGGCAUGGCCCCAAGAGCCUCAGCAUCUGUUGGACUGGAUAUUCUUCGCCAGAUUGUCUCCAGCUUGUAAAGCAUCCCCCUGCCUGUGCCCCCUCCCCACCUGCAGACCCACACCCAUUCACAGCAGGUAGGAACUGGCCCAAGCCAGGCCAGCAGACCGGCUCCUUUGUACAGUUCUUAUAAUAAAUCUCCCCAUGGUGCCUCUGA
Hipposideros armiger (great roundleaf bat) is the source of this 7596-nucleotide messenger RNA. RefSeq names its product sodium voltage-gated channel alpha subunit 4 (gene SCN4A). Gene Ontology annotation, cellular component: voltage-gated sodium channel complex; plasma membrane. The transcript is spliced from 24 exons. NCBI's taxonomy places the organism in Eukaryota, Metazoa, Chordata, Mammalia, Chiroptera, Hipposideridae. Gene Ontology annotation, molecular function: voltage-gated sodium channel activity. Gene Ontology annotation, biological process: neuronal action potential; sodium ion transmembrane transport; membrane depolarization during action potential. The record is from RefSeq and is a predicted model, not a curated record. The coding region runs from base 79 to 5580 and encodes 1833 amino acids.